Messenger RNA from Drosophila nasuta, 648 nucleotides. RefSeq names its product RNA polymerases I and III subunit AC2 l(2)37Cg (gene Polr1D). Gene Ontology annotation, molecular function: DNA binding; protein dimerization activity. The record is from RefSeq and is a predicted model, not a curated record. The transcript has 2 exons. Gene Ontology annotation, biological process: transcription by RNA polymerase III; transcription elongation by RNA polymerase I. Gene Ontology annotation, cellular component: RNA polymerase I complex; RNA polymerase III complex. The coding region runs from base 105 to 425 and encodes 106 amino acids. Lineage: Eukaryota; Metazoa; Arthropoda; Insecta; Diptera; Drosophilidae.
UCGCUUCAACAGAGUUGCCAACCAGCCACAAAACGUUGCUUUUAUAUUGUGCACGUUUUUGACCAAACAAGUUUGUUUACAAUUUCAACAAGUUUAGAGAAAUAAUGGGCGCUUUGGCAGAGUUGGCAGGUGAUGAGAAGAACGGCGAUGGCUCCCGCACUUUUGUGUUCAUGAACGAAAGUCACACGCUGGGCAACGCUUUGAAGACGAUAAUUGCUCGCUACCCGGAGGUGGAUUUCUGUGGCUACACGAUACCGCAUCCCACCGAGCAGAAGCUGCAUUUUCGCAUACAAUCGCAUCGCGAGCGUGCUAUAGAUUUGCUGAAGCGAGGACUGGAAGAUUUGGAGGCGUUAUGUGAUCAUACAAUAGAAACGUUUGAGAAGGAGAUAAAUAGCUUUAAUGCAAAGGAUGUGGAGAUUAAUUAAUACAUUUUCUGUGGCUACACGAUACCGCAUCCCACCGAGCAGAAGCUGCAUUUUCGCAUACAAUCGCAUCGCGAGCGUGCUAUAGAUUUGCUGAAGCGAGGACUGGAAGAUUUGGAGGCGUUAUGUGAUCAUACAAUAGAAACGUUUGAGAAGGAGAUAAAUAGCUUUAAUGCAAAGGAUGUGGAGAUUAAUUAAUACACAAAUACACUAUACAAUAACUAGA